AUGGAGAAUUCGAGCCCCAGCCUCAAAUCGCUCGAAAAGAGAGUUAACCCAGAAAUUGGAGAUUACCAAGAUGAACAGCUUUACCAAUUGGGGUAUACACCCCAGUUGAAGCGCACACGAAAGCUAUCCACUAUGGUAUUCAUGUCUCUAUCAAUUGCGUCAAUCCCGUAUGGAGUCGGUAGUUCGUUGAUGAACGCUGUCUAUGGCGGGGGUCAACUAUCAUUGUUCAUUGGAUUGCUUGUCGUUUUGGUAUUGGACUCCUGUGUUGUCGUCUCGCUCUCGGAAUUAGCAUCCCGAUAUCCAACUUCGUCUGGUGUUUACCACUGGUCAUUCCGCCUACUAAAGUCGAACAAAAAUCGCGCUUUCGUUUCGUUCGUUACCGGCUGGAUAUGGCUUAUUGGGAACUGGACUAUAUCUCUUUCCGUCAAUUUCGGCAUCGCAUCCCUUAUUGUCGCCACUGUAUCGAUCUUUUACCCUGACUGGACAGCCUCAUCAUGGCAACUUCUACUCAUAUUUUACGCCAUAUGUCUCGUCACAUUUGUCAUCUGUUUCUUCGGUGACCACCUACUGCCGCUAAUUGAUACCCUCUCCGCCGCGUGUUCUGUGGUGACUUGUAUCGCAUUUGCCAUAACCAUGGCUGUUCUGGCAAAAGCAGGUCGACAUGAUGCUCAAACAGGUCUUGUUGGUUUGGUACCUGUUGUCGCUGGGAUCGCCGCAGUGAUUUUCACCUUGCCGAUAUGCUUCACUCUGCCGCCACUCGCCGAUAUUAUCAAUGCGCCGUAUGGCCAGGCAUUGCCAUACAUCAUCCACGUUGUAACGGGAUCACCGGCGGCAUCAAUUGUGCUCAUGGUACUUGUCCUAUUGGUCGCAAUAUUUUGUUCAAUCAGCAUCACUACCACAGCCGGGAGAUGUACUUGGGCAUUUUCCCGGGAUAACGCCCUGCCAUUGUCGCAUUUAUGGUCUGCGACCGUGAAAGAUAGUCCGCUAUCGGCUUUAUGCCUCGUGACUGCAAUUGAAAUGCUCCUUGGUCUCAUUUAUCUUGGCAGCACGAGUGCAUUUACUGCUUUUGCGUCAGUGGGGGUUAUUGCCCUUGCAGUGGCCUAUGCUAUUCCUAUUGCAAUCAGUCUUUUUGUUGACAAGCGCGUCGAAGUCAGCCAAUCUUGUUGGAAGUUGAAGCCAACGAUCGGGAAAAUUGCGAAUGGUGUUGCGCUGCUUUGGAUCGCAUUUCAGGUCGUUCUAUUCUGUAUGCCGGUGACUUUGCCCGUGAACAGUGAAACCAUGACUUACGCUUCGAUCGUUUUUGUCGGCUGUGUUGGUUUAAAUUUCAAAGGGCCCGUGGAAGAGAUCGAUGGUACAACACUCCAAUAA
This is a messenger RNA of Penicillium cosmopolitanum, 1368 nucleotides long. Its product is annotated as Amino acid/polyamine transporter I. Gene Ontology annotation, cellular component: membrane. Gene Ontology annotation, molecular function: transmembrane transporter activity. The coding region runs from base 1 to 1368 and encodes 455 amino acids. The transcript is spliced from 3 exons. The record is from RefSeq and is a predicted model, not a curated record. NCBI's taxonomy places the organism in Eukaryota, Fungi, Ascomycota, Eurotiomycetes, Eurotiales, Aspergillaceae. Gene Ontology annotation, biological process: transmembrane transport.